CAGACUUAGAGGGCACCAUAGUAUGUAGCAGUAUUUUGGGCCUGUUUUGAAAACGUGGCAAAAUUACACGCUUACUGCUUGUAUCAAGUAUAUAUCAUUGAAAUGGUAUAAAUUAAAUUAACUCGUCAUUUAUUAUCCCAUAUUAUUCUCUACCAAGUUUCAUUAACAAUAUAGUUACAGGUGCAAGUGAACAAACAAAUGCAAAGCAAAGCAUCGAUAAGCUAAAGCAAUUUUGCCAAGAUAUACAAUUCAGUGAAUUAGAAAUUCUUGUUACAAAAUAAAAAUAGAUCACCCUGGAUUCGACGUUUUUCGUAAUUGGUUUAAAUUACUGUUCGCGCGAGCUGAUCUAUAUCUACGAACUCGGGGAAUAAAAAAAGAUAUAAACGUCGCCUAGUACACAAAGGAAGCAUUUCACGGGGUAAUCUGGAUGAAUGGAAAGGCGGCGUGCAAGCAAGCGUUUCCUUUCAGCGAAUAAAACGUUACUCCCUAACGACCUGAGUGCACUUCCUGCAUAAUUGAGUGCACUCAACUUUGUUGCACUUCCGCGAAUAGAGCCAAGUAAAUAACUGCUUAAACUGAAACCAAUCGUUUGGCACCGAUUGCGAAAACCUUGCUAGCAAAAGGAAAAAAAGAAACGCAUUGAAAUAGUUGACUCGUUUAUGACGAGAAGGAACGAUUGCAAGGGAGAACCUGCGUGUCAGGAGUAAUUACGAAGUUGAGCUAUUUUAAGACACGACAUCUUGAGCAGUUGGUGUCUAAUUACAAUUAAACGAGAUCAAGUGCAAGAAAGGUGCAAGCCCCUGCGGUAGCCGCGGUGAUCGGCCGGAAAACUGCAACUUUACAUUAGGAAGCCAAAAUGUGCAUCACCCUUUUGUGCUAUAAUUUACUUAUAGUCCAUUCUUCCGUGAGCAGUAUAGAUAUAUACAUAGCCACGUGAAAGUAUUCCUAAUAUUUGAGGAGUAAUAUUUUAUGUAGGCUUCUUUUGGCUAAGAUUGAGAGCAAAGGAAAGAGCCUGGCAGUAGUGACUGUAUAUCACGAUUAGAUUUACCAGUAAUUAUUUAUUCAUGAAAAAGUGUGCGACACGAGCCCCCGAUGAACCGGUAUUUUAAGGCUGCACGCGUGCAGGCAUCGUCUGUACACGGCUUAAUGUCAGCCAAGCGAGUUGGCACGAAAUACGAUAAAUGCCACUUUCGCCCUGGAAUAACCUACAGCCCUGGGGUAUUCUCUACUUUACGAUGAUAACUCGUACGAUUCGAUGAUAAAUCCUGAGACUGUUUGAACCCUUUUUACAUCCGGAUUCUCUGCAUUCAGAGUCAUUAGAAAUUGCUACAUCCACUUUAGGGUAAUAUCCUGGUUUCUUGAACCUGACAAAGAUGCAGACAAAAAGAACUUCCGAGAUACUCGGCUUUCCAUCAUUACUCUCGCCACAAACUCGACCAACAGGAAUCCAAUAAUGAGAUGAAAUAGUUUAAUACGUCUUUUCUAGUUUAAUUUUCUUUCUAGUUCUGUUUCUAAUAGUGAGUAUAAAUCUGACAUCAUUAAAGUGACUAGCCAUAACAACACCUUGCAAUGGCUUUCUUGUCUCUUGCACUGUAUCAUUAUCAGACACAUGGCCUUUUCUUCUAAGUACCAACGUUUCUCCAACAUUGCAGGUGGCUUCUUUAAAGUGAAAUGAUUCACUGAUUGUUGUGCGAGUCUUGUGUGAACGAGUACCGAAUCUCUUCCAAAUGAGUGACCGCCUAAAAUAUCUUCAAAACAUCGUACCCAUGACUCACGAUGUGGAUGUUUGUUUCAAUGUUCCCGUUUCCAAGCCAUCUGAAUCCAAAGAACAAUCCAAUUAUCAUCAUUCCACGUGUAUUCCAUCCAGUGUUACGAUAAAUACCGCUAUCGUAGUUUUGUAACCGUUAGUCAGACAACGUUCAAGACACGACUACCGAUGAUCGACGUGUCUACCACGGUGGUACCCUUUCAAUUAAAAGCACGAAGCAAAAGCAGAUGUUUUCAAACGUUUUCAUCCUCAAGGUUCCAGAAGUCGUUGAACAAACUCAAGCUAAGAGGCCAAGGAUCAGUCUGGUCGAUGCAAAAAUAUCGUUAGAGGGUUGCAGCAAUUUUUUCGAGCAUUUCCUACGGCGAAGAAACUGGAGCCGCAAUAAAGUUUACAACGUGGCCCCGUGUAUUUAUAGCCGGUCAAUUCAUCGGUGAUCCUCCGGUAAUUUUUAAACCGAACAACUCUGCGCGAACAACGGAAACUCGCCAAUUAGAGAGGCAGAUGUUCCUCGAAGAUUUUUCCAAUGCAUCACCGAAGAAGGUUCUCCAAGGAAAUGUGAACCACCCUUGGUUGAUCGAAUCAUCUUGAAUAAUUGAAGCGACUCUACGUGGUUUCCAGUCUAAACCAAAGCUUUUACAAUCUAUUUUCAUCCGUCAAUUUACAUGAAAGUUCAAGUUGAAGCUGCUGUGUCCAUUGAUCAACCGACGCGAUCGUAUACCUCCGGGCUCGACGUGUCAAGUUCAACCUGACGUAAUGCGGUGUCCACGUGGACGAUGACCGAGUAUGCCAGACGAAAGGAAACACGAUCGAAUAGACGAUGCGUCUGAAUAUAUAACGUUUAGACAGUGGUUUCGAUCGGCGGACGCGUACUAUAGGAAAAACCACCACCCAAUAGCGAAAGUACCCCUAAGAAGUGUCAGUAGCGUGCCGUCUCUUGUUGCUGUUACAACCCGUUUCCGUUAUCCAUUAAUCGGUUCGCGUUCAUCUACCAUAGUGGUUGAUUUGAAGCCUCGAUAACGGAGAAUUUGAUGGGAUAGCAGAUGAUUUAUUGGAACUGUUUGCAGAGGUACAGGUGAUGGGACAUAUUUAAAAAGUGCUUUCAUGAGUGUUGAUUUAGUAAAAUGGAAUUAUGGAUUUUUUUCAUGAUCCAAGGUUUUCUUCAACGUUAUUUUUAAUAAGCUACGUUAUCAUUUUCUGUAUAAAAGCACUUGUGACGUUCUUACACCUUAUACCUUUGCAUGCACUCGCAAACUUAUGUCACGUUCAAGGAAGUAGUCAAUCUAUAGUUUAAAAAGACUUCCACGAAGCGACAUUAACAUUAAGUAUAAUCAUACUGUUGUAAUAAAAGUACAACCGUAUGAUUUCGUUUCUAAUCGUUUCCUCGUUUCAAUAAGAAAUGCCGAUAGAAAGCAAAACCGACUAAUUGGGAAACAUAAUAUCUGAAAAAGUAUUUUAUUCGCUCGUUAAUUUCUGAGGCGAUCGUCGACGCAGAAAACGUAUCUUAAUAUUUCGUUGAACGUUCCACGAGACGGACAACGAUUUCAUUUACCAAUCUGAUUAGCUUUCACUUUCGGGAUCUAAAGCACUGCGUUUACGUUGAUCCUCGUAAAAACGAAAGGUGUAAAGCGAACAGACCGGAACGAAGUCGCGAAACAACUGUCCCGUACGCGUUUCUCUGCCUUUCCUUCGCCUCUUUCGCGAGAUUAAUGCAAAAAACGGCGAAGGUGGACCUAAGUUAGAAAACGUUUAUCCUGUCGUUAAGUUUGAGAUAUCAGAGAUACUUUAAAUAUGUGUCCUGUCCAGUGGAAUACUUGUAGAAUUUAACUUUCAAUGUGGAUAAUUAGAAUAAUCAAAGGGUUGAAACUUUGAAAUUUUAGAUUUCAAAGUAUUUAAUAUAAUCUGAAAUUAAAACCUUUCGAACAUACGAGUUUUCCAAAUGAAGAAUUUGUAUUCAAAAUUUUCAGUGGUAAAACUUUCGCUUCUACCACCUACUAAUUAUCAUCCCACGUGUAACGCGGGUAAUUAAUUGAUCCGGUGCUGUAUACAUUUGUUAGGAGGCUUUCGCUAUUGUGCAUCGAAGAAACUGAACCAUUUUCACUGUUCGAUCUUUUAUCACAGUCAGCUUUGAUUGUUCCUGAUGAUUUGAUACGUUCCAAUGUUUCGUGUGAAUGACACCAAUCGCACAAUUGAAAAUCAGUGAAACCUUGUUGUAUUCGAGCUGCAUGUAUGAUUUAUGAUUUGCAAUUUCAAUGUUCUAUUAUCAUGUAUAAUUGUAUUACAGUAGAGGUAGAAUGAAUGGCAGCCCUUGGAUUGCAUCAUUAAAAGGAGAAAUACAUGUAUGAUUUAUGAUUAUAUUUGUUUGAAGGUUGACGAAUGGUGCUUGCGAAAAAUCCGUCGCCUUCUCGAGGCGAGAGUCCUCAAAAAGAAAAUGCGAGAAAGGAUAAAGGGAAGAUUCGUACGUCUCGUGGCAACAGUCCAGGGGAUCAAACUACUUCCAGAGGCAACAGUCCAGGAAAGAAUAAUUCCAUUGUCAAGAAAGUCCAGACGAAGAGUAGUUUAUUAGGAUCGCGUGGGAGCGAAACUGGUAGCAUCGAGAGGCUGGUGGACGGUGAUAAGAGGGUGAUCGCUACGAAACAUUUACUUCCAGAAAACAACAUCAAUGUGGUGGUCAGGGUUCGUCCGCUUAGCAGCAAGGAAAUUAAAGUCGGCGAGGAUAUGGCCGUGCAAUUUCCUGGAGAUGGACAGAUAUACUGCGAAGGAUCGCCAAAUAGUGGGGACAAAAAGGGAAAAUUAUUUUCAUAUAACGUAGUGUUUGAACCCACGGCUACUCAGGAGGACAUACUGCAAUUUUCUGGUGUGAAGAAACUGAUUGAAAUGGCUGUGGAUGGAUUUAAUUGUACUGCGUUCUGUUACGGACAAACAGGAAGCGGGAAAACUCACACUCUCACAGGACCUCCGGAAAUGUUCGAAAGAAUGAAUCCUUACUCGGAGGAUCAUGGCCUGGUCUUCCGGUCCUUCGUCUACCUAUUCAAGCUGCUACAAGAACGUCAGGGCUGUAACUUUGUACUGAAAGCUUCUUUUCUAGAGAUCUAUAACGAGAAGGUAAUAGAUUUAUUAAAUCCUGGAACGUCGAGGAAGCCUCUGAUGGUCCGUUGGAGCAAAAAGACACGGGGUUUCUUCGUUGAGAAUCUCUUCACCGUCGAAUGUGAAGAACUUGAUGACCUCCUGGCGGUCCUCGAAGAAGGUAUGAGAAAUAGAUCUGUCGGUGCGCACAACAUGAACGAACAUUCUAGCAGAAGUCACAGUAUUCUAACUGUUAAUAUCACUUCCGAGCAACAAAUGGACAAUAGCGUGUUCAUCUCGAGACAAGGGAAAAUUAAUUUCGUCGAUCUGGCCGGCAGUGAAAUGACAAAGAAGACCCAGAGCGAAGGGAAAACUUUGGAGGAGGCAAAUAACAUUAACAAGAGCCUGAUGGUUUUAGGUUACUGCAUAUCUUCGUUGAGCGAUGGAAAACGCAAGUACGGUCACAUUCCGUAUCGAGAUAGCAAGCUGACGAAACUUUUAGCCGACAGUUUAGCAGGAAACGGUGUCACUUUAAUGAUUGCUUGCGUUUCACCGGUAAGAUCAAACGCUAGCGAAACGUUGAACACUUUAAGGUACGCGGCAAGGGUGAAGAAAAUUCGCACCAAACCUAUUGUGGUGAUGGAUGCACGAGAGGCAUUGAUUCUGAGUCUGAAGAGAGAGGUGGGUGCGCUUGAAACUGAAAACGAACACCUGAGAAAUGCUCUUCAUCUCGGUGAAGAUUAUUCAAAUAUCAUUCGCAGUGAGUCUAAAACUGAAAGGAAAGUGCCAUUAACACCACCAUUGGUGGACUUAGACAAGUUAUCUGAAAUGGAGCGACCAGAAUUGAGCCAGCUAAUUCACGCAUACAUUACGGAGAACGAGGCACUUCGUCGAGAGAACGCGGAACUUUAUGCUACCAGGGAACAAGUAAUAAGGGACCAAGAAUUGGUGUGCAAAGAGAACGAGAGGUUGUUGAAGAAACUCGAGGACGUUAACUCAGUAUGCUGUCGGUCGCCUAUUAUACCUGCCAGACCUACGUACUCGGCGGAAGUGUUGAAUGAUAGUAACGAGGACGCACCUGGUGCGACAAACGUUUGGACCAACCCUAACGCGGAAUCAAUCCCUUCUUCGAGAAAUAUGAGUAGGCGAGGACUCCACAAAUCGGCCAGCAACAUGCCUGAGAAAAUACAGAAAGAACUGGACAAACGUAGAAUCGUAGGAAGUUACAACAACAUAGCAGAAGCGUACAAAGACAAGAGUCAACAUCGUCGGCACAACUCCUGGGACAAUGGAAACGGCACGACGAGAACGAGUCCGGAUCAAACUAUGUCACCGAUACACGUCAAUCAGUACAAGAAGGCGAACCUGCGUCGUACGUCGACGGUACCAGAAGAAAGGAGACCCUCGGAAACUAUUGACCCGUUGGGUGAACCUGUUCAGCCCACAGAUCAUUCGUACAACGAAUCACCAGAUUCGAUGCUGGGUAGCGGAGGACUCGAAACGACGCAUUCUGCUCCGGAUACGAUGGAGUCUGAGACAACCACCGCACCUUUCCCAAUGGUUUCAUCACCAUUUGGCACUCCAGAAUCGUUUUCCCCAAGAAAGUCAAAAGAAAAGGAAGAUGAAACUACGCAACGAGCGUUUGGGAGUCCUGUUCCCAUUGAUGAAGACAAACCACUUUGAAACUAAUCAAUGAUGUAUCUUUGGAUCUGAAUGAUAGAUACUGGAUCAACUAUACGGGGAAAGAGUCGAGUUGGAGAGAGUAUAUUUUAAAUGAUAAUCUGUAAUAAAAAAAGAUUGAGGAAAGUUAUUUUGAUGUUAAGUAUGAGAGAAUAGAAUUGAUUGAUAUUGGAAAGUAUGUGUUUGUGAUUUGAGGUAACCGCACAGUAAUAUCGUGUUUUCAGAGUGAUCAAGAUGCGUAGUAUCGUGUAGUCGAGAAAAUUAUUUUCAUGUAGAGUAUACUAAUUAGGAUAUUUAGGUGUGAUAAC
Osmia lignaria (orchard mason bee) is the source of this 6819-nucleotide messenger RNA. RefSeq names its product kinesin-like protein KIF12. Gene Ontology annotation, cellular component: microtubule associated complex. Gene Ontology annotation, molecular function: microtubule binding; ATP binding; microtubule motor activity. Lineage: Eukaryota; Metazoa; Arthropoda; Insecta; Hymenoptera; Megachilidae. The record is from RefSeq and is a predicted model, not a curated record. Gene Ontology annotation, biological process: mitotic spindle organization; microtubule-based movement; spindle elongation.